AUGGAGCUGACAGCUAUGAACCUCCCCACAACCCAGAAGAAGACCUUGGGAAACAAAAGAUUAUGCAAUGCUGAGCAGAAUAACCUGUGCCUGACCUCCGCCACCAAAAUCCUGCUCAACUCCCCGGCUCUGGCUCCCAAAGCCUCCCGCAUUUCCCGUGGGAUCGCCCACCGCAUCACCGCGGAAAAGCAGCAAGGCUGGGAGAAACCAUUGCGAGGAGGCAGGAAAGCAGCAGAGCCUGCCCCCUCCGCCGGGCAGCAACGCGUGCGGGUGCCCCCUCGCACCUCGGAGCAGCCCCUUGGAUGCCGUCUCACCUUGAAGCCUGCGGGUGCCCACCCUGGCCCGGUGUCGUUCUGGAUCCACCAGCAGAUCCGCACGAAAGCGCGUGGGAACGAGUACCAGCCCAACAACCGCAAGCGCAAGCGGACCCACGGCUGGAUCAAGCGCAUCAGCACGCCGGCCGGCAUCGAGGUCAUCCUGCGGCGCAUGCUGAAGGGCAGAAAGUCCCUGAGCCACUGA
Molecule: messenger RNA, 519 nt
Organism: Mesitornis unicolor (brown roatelo)
Lineage: Eukaryota; Metazoa; Chordata; Aves; Mesitornithiformes; Mesitornithidae
Gene: MRPL34
Product: mitochondrial ribosomal protein L34
Exons: 3
Coding region: 1-519 (172 amino acids)
Biological process (GO): translation
Cellular component (GO): ribosome; mitochondrial large ribosomal subunit
Molecular function (GO): structural constituent of ribosome
Source: RefSeq, a predicted model, not a curated record